AUGGCUGGCUUCGGCGCUGCAGUGGAGUCGCUCGUUGAGACGUACACGCGAUGCCUCAGACUCCUCGAGAAGCUGCACCUUGGGGGCGGCGACGAACAGAGCGCCCACGAGCAAAAGGCACGCCUCGGCAGCCAGGUGCGCUCUGAUAGGUCCCUGAUCAGGCGCACGUACCGGUCAAAGCUCUCGCGUCGAGGGAGCGCGUUCGAAGUGGGCGACGCGCCGGCGACUUCGUCGCUGAAGAGGGUAGCUAGGAAGCUCAGAGCAGCACUCACCGCGGCCAUUGCCCUGCUCGCCCGCGACAGAGCCAGACCAAAGUCGCUCGACUAUGCGUCACUCACGACAGUUUCGACCGACACCCGCAGAGAUGCCCUUCGAACGAUGACGAGCCUAUCUGCGCGUCUGUCGUUACCAAAGGGCGACGUCGGAUCACGCGCGAGCAGGGGCACCACGUCUUCAACAAGCAAAGGCUCUCGCCGGACUCGCCGGGGCGAAGGCGCGUCGUCGUCGCCGUCGGGCAAAUCGAGGAGUAGGGAAAAGGUCGGACGGCCGCGCCAGAGCAGAGACCACCAGCGCGAGGCUCACCAACACUGCCUCGCAAGAGAAAAGAAGCGCAAACAAGGCAGCAAAAGGUUCUCGUCGACGACUUUUUCGUCGCAAAGCACCAAGCUCGGGGAGAUCAGACCGAGACGCCGGGGAGGCGGCGAGCACGGCGACUCCUGGGGCUAUCACGCUGAAGUGACAUAUCCUCUGCCAUAUCCAUGGGUCGAUGCGGUUGAGGCGCCUGGCAACGACAAGAGGAGCAAGGGACGCUUCUGGGGCCUAUUUGGACGGAGAUGA
Molecule: messenger RNA, 837 nt
Organism: Purpureocillium lilacinum
Lineage: Eukaryota; Fungi; Ascomycota; Sordariomycetes; Hypocreales; Ophiocordycipitaceae
Source: RefSeq, a predicted model, not a curated record